GAUUGUCGUAAUUAUUGUCGGUCAGUUCGAGUCAGUCGUCCAUACAAUGGCGAGCUACUCGGUUCUCGGAGUUGCAUUUUGCAUUAGUUUAGGUGUCACUCGCGGUUUUACUGAUGACAUAUUAUCAAUUCCCAAGGAUUUACUGUUAGGCACUGCUUCGGCCGCUUAUCAGAUAGAAGGAGCUUGGAAUGAAGGUGGCAAGGGUGAAAGCGUUUGGGACAAGUGGACACACGAACACCCAGAAAACAUAAUUGAUGGAAGUAAUGGCGAUGUGGCUUGCGAUUCUUACCACAAAUACAAGGAAGAUGUACAAUUAUUAAAAACCAUGGGAGUUGAUUUUUAUCGGUUUUCUCUCAGUUGGACGCGUAUCUUACCAAAUGGUUUCGCUAACGUGAUCAAUCAGGAAGGGCUCAAUUAUUACAAAAAUCUCAUUGACGAACUUCGGGCAAAUGAUAUCGAGCCGUUUGUCACUCUUUAUCAUUGGGAUCAUCCGGAAAUUCUGGAAAGGAUGGGAGGAUGGACUAACGAAAUGAUGGUCGACUGGUUCACCGAUUAUGCGAAAGUUGUUUUCAAGGAGCUCGGACCUAAAGUCAAAUACUUUAUGACUCUCAACGAAGCUCACAUUGUUUGCAAUGAAGGAUAUGCGACAAAACAAAAAGCGCCAGGGAAGGAAUUGGGCGAUGUCGGUAGAUUUCUGUGUCUGCACAACAUGUUGAAAGCGCACGCCAAAACUUAUCAUAUGUACGACACGCAAUUUCGACCACAACAGAAAGGUCAGAUAGGUUUAGUUAACGCUUGCUCGGGCGCAUUCGCCAAAUAUCCCAAUGACACCACAGCGGUGAACUUGCAUUUUCAAUUUACGUGCGGAUGGUUGGCUCAUCCCAUUUUCUCGACGACCGGUGAUUAUCCGGAGGUCAUGAAACGUCACAUAGCCGAGAACAGCAAACUGAGAGGUUUCUCAAAAUCGCUUUUACCGGAAUUCUCGGAAGCGUGGGUGCAGUUUAUCCAGGGUACGUCGGACUUUUUCGGAAUAAAUCAUUACACUUCGAAACUUGUGGAAACAAUGCCGCACACUGAUGGGAAAGAGUGGUACUCCUUUUCCGGUGUGAAAGAAAGCGUAGAUCCAUCGUGGCCGGGAAGCGCUUCGAAUUGGCUUAAAGUUGUUCCCGAAGGAUUUCGACAAAUUCUCAAUAAGGUUUCGGAAGAAUAUAAUUAUCCUCCCAUCUUUGUUAUGGAAAACGGUUUUUCUUACAAGUGCUGUGUCACUGAUGAUCGUUUAAGAAUAUCUUAUUAUCAUUCUUAUUUAAAGGCGAUGCUAGCCGCCGUUAAAUUAGACGGAUGCAAAGUGAAGGCUUAUGCUACUUGGUCUGUAUUAGACAAUUUUGAAUGGAAAAAUGGUUAUAAAGAACGUUUUGGAUUGAUAAACAUCGACUUCACGGAUCCCAAUCGAACACGAACUCCGAAAUUGUCAAUGAGCUGGUACGCAAAUGUCAUAAAGACUCGUAAACUUUUGCCCAUCUCGAACUCGUCGGACGUAAUCGUAAUCGCUGUAUAAUAUAUAAAUAUUAUAUAAAUAUAUACGUAUGUAAGAGCGCGCCGUCCUUAAACUCCUUGCACAAUGGAAGAAAUAGCGAUAGCGAUAGAAAUAACACUAGUUUUAAAGAGUUUAUAUCUAUAAAUAAUAAUAGGAACAGCGGAAUCUAAUUAGAUACAAGCAUACACAUGCAUCAAUGCAGAUCAGAAAACGGAAUAAGCAAUAACGUAAUAAAAUUUUCGACGAGUUGUACGCAAUGCAAGAAGAGCUGUGCAAUAAAACUUUCCUAAGACA
Pseudomyrmex gracilis is the source of this 1828-nucleotide messenger RNA. Its product is annotated as myrosinase 1. Gene Ontology annotation, biological process: carbohydrate metabolic process. The record is from RefSeq and is a predicted model, not a curated record. Bases 47 to 1555 code for a protein of 502 amino acids. Gene Ontology annotation, molecular function: beta-glucosidase activity. NCBI's taxonomy places the organism in Eukaryota, Metazoa, Arthropoda, Insecta, Hymenoptera, Formicidae. The transcript has 7 exons.